Molecule: messenger RNA, 2912 nt
Organism: Capsella rubella
Lineage: Eukaryota; Viridiplantae; Streptophyta; Magnoliopsida; Brassicales; Brassicaceae
Product: disease resistance protein ADR2-like
Exons: 5
Coding region: 6-2912 (968 amino acids)
Biological process (GO): signal transduction; defense response
Molecular function (GO): ADP binding
Source: RefSeq, a predicted model, not a curated record
UGCUCAUGGCUUCUUCUUCUUCUUCACCUGUCAUGGCUUCUUCUUCUUCUUCCCCACCUCGCAACUGGAGACACCAUGUCUUCACUAGCUUCCAUGGACCAGACGUCCGUCAGACACUUCUCACCCAUUUACGUAAACAGUUCCGCGACAAUGGAAUUACCAUGUUCAAUGAUCAAUGGAUGGAGAGAGGCCACACCAUUGCCUCAUCUCUCAAGACAGCCAUUAGAGAAUCGAGGAUCGCGAUCGUAUUGCUCACAAAGAGCUAUGCAUCUUCCAGUUGGUGUUUGGAUGAGCUUUUGGACAUUGUCGAUUGCCAAAAAAAAUUUGGGCAAAUCGUGAUGACUGUCUUCUACGGAGUAGAUCCUUCUGAUGUUCGCAAACAAACCGGAGAUUUUGGGAUCGCUUUCAAGGAAACUUGUGCUCAUAAAACGGAGGAUAAGAAGCAAGAAUGGAGCAAAGCUUUGAACUAUGUGGGAAACAUAGCGGGAGAACACUUCCAAAACUGGGACGAUGAAGCAAAAAAGAUAGAGAAGAUUGCAAGAGAUGUCUCACUUAAACUGAAUUUCACACCGUGUAAGGAUUUUGAUGGCAAGAUUGGACUAGACAAUCAUGUGAGGGAAAUGGAGUCUUUGCUUGAUUUUGAUAAUCUUGGAGUUAAGAUUGUUGGAAUCUCUGGUCCUGCAGGCAUUGGUAAGAGUACCAUUGCCAGAGCUUUAUAUAGUCGCCACUCUGCUCAAGUGGACGCUUUGGCACAUGAUAUUUCGUGGUUUGGUCCUGGAAGUAGGAUCAUUGUGGUCACUGAAAACAAAAAGAUUUUGAAGCAGCACGGUAUUAAUGUUAUAUAUAAAGUGGGGUUUCCAUCAUAUGAAGAAGCUCUAAUGAUCUUUUGUCUUUCUGCUUUUAAACGAACCUCUCCACCUGAUGGGUUUAUGGAUCUUGCGUCUGAAGUUGUAGAAAUUUGUGACAACCUUCCAUUGGCUCUGUGUGUUUUGGGGUCAUCAUUGCGGGGAAGUAGCCAUGGUGAGUGGAAUGAUGAACUGCGAAGGUUUAAAACAUUUCUCGAUGGAAGAAUUGAGAGUGCAUUGAAAGUGGGCUACGAAAGUUUACAUGAGGAAGACCGACUUCUUUUUCGCUUCAUUGCAGUAUUCUUCAAUUAUAAACGUGUUGAUGAUGUGACAUCCACUUUCCGCAAUACUGACGUAUUGGAUGUUAGACUUGGGUUGAAAAACCUAGUUGAUAGAUGUCUCAUACAUAUAGAUUGUGGUAUGGUGGUAAUGCACAAUUUGCUACAGUUAAUGGGUAAAAAAGUUAAUUCCAAUGAAGAACUUUCCAAACGGAAGAUUCUAGAAGAUCCCGAUGAUAUUUGUCAUGUUCUAAAAGAGGCAAACGGUACUGGAUCAGUGUUAGGUGUAUCACUGGACAUAGCAAAGAUCAACAAAUUAAAUAUAAGCGAGAAGGCUUUUAUAAGAAUGUACAAGCUUCAUAUCCUAAAAGUCAUAGGUUGGAAAUGUGACGGAGGCAGACAGUUGUCCAUACCAGAGAAUAUGGAGUUUCCAUGUAGCUUAAGGUUACUACAUUGGGAGGCAUAUCCGAGAAAAUCUUUUCAGUUUUACCCCAAGAAUCUCGUCACACUGAAUAUGCGAAAUAGCAAGCUCGAGAGGCUAUGGGAAGAAACUCAGGAACUACCAAAUCUCAAAGAGAUGGAUUUGAGUUGGUCAUCUUGUUUGAUGGAACUCCCAGACCUUUCAAAAGCUAAGAAUCUGGAGAUAUUAGUUGUGAAUGGGUGCAAAGCUUUGGUAGAGAUUCCAUCCUCAGUUGUGAAUCUUCCUAAGCUAUGUGAGUUAUUGAUGUAUAAAUGCAAAAGUCUACAGGUCAUUCCAACUCUCAUCAAUUUGGAAUCUAUCAAAUAUUUCUAUAUUGAUAACUGCCCACAACUGAGAAUUUUUCCAGAAAUGCCAACCAACAUCACGAAUCUCAGGAUAGAGACGACAGGGGUAGAAGAGUUGCCUGUAUCAUUUAGGCAUUGCUCUCAUCUUACAGAAGUUGAAAUAUCACUGAAUGAAAAUCUCAAGAACUUCUCAACACAUCUCCCCACUAGUGUAACAGAGCUAGACCUCAGGGAUAGUCAGAUUGAGAGGAUUGCAGACUGCAUCAAAGGUCUCCAUAACUUAGAAACUCUUAAUAUAACAAACUGCAAAAGACUUGAGUCUUUGCCAGAGCUCCCGUAUUCGCUCCGUGAGCUAUUUGCAAGAAAUUGUGAAUCACUGGAGAGAGUAAGUGGCCCUUUAAACGCUCCAGAAGCAAAGCUCUAUUUUAGUAACUGCUUCAGAUUGGGUCGACAAGGAAAACGAGCGAUUAUCCAAAGAUCGUGUUUCAAGGGGUUGACUUUGUUACCCGGAAUAGAAGUACCUGAAGAGUUUGAUUACAGAGGCAGAGGAACUAAGGUAACAAUUCCUCGAUCUGAUUUCAACAGAUAUAAGGAUUCCAUUGGUAAUCGAGUUAGAGGAGAUUCCUCAACAAUUGCUCCUUCCGAUUUCAGCAUAGUCAAAGUUUGCCUUGUGGUGGCGCAAAGAGCCUGGUACUAUGAAAAGUUGAUUUGCAAAUUCAUCGGCAACUCAGUAAAGUAUAUGUCGUUAGAUGCGGAUCUAGUCCUAGAAAAUGAGUACCUAUAUUUUGAGAGGAAACAUCUACUCAUAUUUUUUAUGAGCUUGCCAUUAAUGGAUCCCUCUGAAGUGAGCAGAGAGAUAGUGCUUGAGUUCAAGUGUACAUCACCAGAUACAUACGAUGAUCCGUUUAUGGACUGUGGUGUCAAGAUCUUGACGGACGAACUAGAGGGAAUCAGAUGUUGGGGAUCUGGAGAAGAAGACUGGCGAACACGUUUAUACUACAGACGAGGAAGCAGAAACACCUGA